AGCAGCAGCAGCAGCCGCCAUCAGCGCUCAGAGAGCAGCAGACUGACCCAGAGGCGAUCCGUGAUGGACUCCAGGUCUCGCAGACUUCCUUUCUGUCUGUCCAGCUCCAGGCCGUCCUACACAUCCAGCCCAGCUUCCUCCUCCUCCUCCUCCUCCUCUUCCUCGCUGGGCUCCAGCAGGCUGUACAGCAGGGACACCGUGCUGAAUAAUGAGCGCUUCCCCAGAGCUUCAUCAUCUUAUAAAGCAGAGCUGAACCACCAGAGUUCCCGUCUCCUGAGCUCGUCCAGAGACUACAGCAGCUCUGAGAGCCGCUCCAGCAGCUGGAAGCUGCCGUCCUCUCUCACCUCCUCCAGCAGGUCCUAUGAUCGGCCCUGGGCCGAGUCCUCCCUCAGCAGCAGGACCAAACUGACUGAUUCUGAGGCCAGGUUGGGGCUGCGCUCCGGUCUGCUGAGCUCCAGUGAUGACGGCGACACUAAAAGGGCCAAACUGUCCUACAGCAACAGAGGACUGUACUCACGAACACCCAGCAGCUCUCUGACUGGAUCCACAUACUCCUCUACUGGGCUCACUGGCAGAGGUACAGGUGAAAAACAAAACGACUCUUAUAAUUCCUCCUGGAGCUCAUGUCCUCUCCUCUCACGCUCCUCCUCUUCCUCCUCACAUCCUCUGCUGUCCAGGAGAGAGCUGGAGACCAAGAACGAGGGUUUGGGAGAAAGAAGGAUGAGGACUCCGGGACUGGCCUCCUCACUGUAUCAGACCGACAGGGUGACGUCUACAUAUGCACAGGGAGCUCGGCCCAAAGAGUCUGCCUACACUCCCUCCUUUUCUUCCUCCUCCUCCUCCUCCUCUUCCUCCUCCUCUGCUAGAGAAAGCUCUCUGAAUCGCCACCUCUCGUCCUCCUCCCACCGGUCUUCUCCUCUGAACGACUACAGCAGCAGGACCACGUCCCGGUUCUUCAGCGGCUCAUCGACCCUGCAGUCGUCUCAGGAACCGACGAGGAACCCCGUCUCCUCUCCAGAUAUCUCCUCCUCUUACUCCUCACACAGCUCCAGGUACACUGCUCCCCUGCCCCGCCCAGAGGCCACGCCCCCUCCCAGGCCGGCCCCUGACGGAGCAGAGCCCGACGGGCGUAGCUCCACUCGCCGCCUGCUGUCCCGCCUCUUCUCUCGGCGCUCCAGCCAGGACUCGUCUAGUGGAUCUUCUAGUGUCCGCUCCGUCGAUGAGGACAGUCCGUCCACCGGUGGAGAGUCUGUGGACAGCGACGAGGGCGCCAGGACGUCUUCAGGGGCGGAGCCGGACUCUGGAGGGCCGGAGGCGGCGCUGGGGAGCCUCAGGGGCCGGAGAGCCGACCUCGCCCCCAUCCAGGAGAACCACGACGGCUAUCGGAGCGGGCUGGCUCCGUCCAGGACGCCAUCGUGGAGAGAGCCUGGCGUGGGCAGCAGUAACAGUGGAGGAGGAGGAGGAGGAGGAGGAGGAGGAGGCAGCUACUCCUGGCUCUCCUCCUCCCUCCGAGGUCGCUGCCCUCCUCUCCUCUCUCGCCUCAGGAGACACGCUCGGGACGGGAGCGCUCACUCCGCUGCUGGUCUGGAGGAGAGCUACAGCCGGCCGCAGCAUCUGCUGAGGAGGUGGGACGACCUGGAGCACAAAGCCACGCAGGAGGAUGAUGAUGAUGAUGAUGAAGAAGAGGAGGAGGAGGAAGAAGAGGAGGAAGAUGAAGAGGAAGGAGCGGUUGGGUUAGAGGCCUUUGCUACAGGUCGUCCCUGCAGACUGGAGGAUGAAACGUUGCCUGAACUUGAAGACGCCUCGGUGGAAUUCUCCCCUCGCCGCAGAGUAGGAGUCUAUGAGAACUUUCCACUUCCUGUGGGGUCUCUGGGGGGGGGCAGCCAGCUGGAGGCCCAGAAGGAGAAGUCCAUCUCCAGCGCAGAUCAAGAGAAGCUGCGCAAGAUCAAGGAGAGACUGCUGCUGGAGGACUCUGACGAGGAAGAAGGCGACCUGUGCCGUAUCUGCCAGAUGGGGGAGCAGUCGGCCGCCAACCCUCUGAUCCAGCCGUGCCGCUGCACCGGCAGCCUGCAGUACGUCCACCAGGACUGCAUCAAGAGGUGGCUGCGCUCCAAGAUCGGCUCAGGCACCAACCUGGAGGCCAUCACCACCUGUGAGCUCUGCAAGGCCAAACUACGCCUGAACAUCGACAACUUUGAUAUCCAGGAGUUAUACAGGACCCACGUACAGUCAGAAUAUGACGAGUUCAUCAGCAGCGGACUCUACCUGGUGGUGCUGCUGCACUUCUGUGAGCAACGAUUCUCUGAUGUCCUGGGGGCAGUCGAUGCAGCAGGGUUAUUCAACCUGGUGAGAAUUCUUCAUGAACACAUGGACAAUCUUGAAACUCCUCAUGGGGAGAGUGACGAGGAGAUGCGGGACAACAGACCGUCCAUCGAGUUCUCUGACCUGGACGACGACCUGGAAGACGAGUACUAAUUAUUCAGCAGCGGUGGAUGGAGAGUUAAAAUAAAAAAAGAGAGG
Molecule: messenger RNA, 2520 nt
Organism: Centropristis striata (black sea bass)
Lineage: Eukaryota; Metazoa; Chordata; Actinopteri; Perciformes; Serranidae
Gene: marchf7
Product: membrane-associated ring finger (C3HC4) 7
Exons: 11
Coding region: 64-2475 (803 amino acids)
Molecular function (GO): zinc ion binding
Source: RefSeq, a predicted model, not a curated record